Messenger RNA from Dromiciops gliroides (monito del monte), 2147 nucleotides. RefSeq names its product Fas associated factor 1 (gene FAF1). Gene Ontology annotation, cellular component: nucleus; endoplasmic reticulum. Gene Ontology annotation, molecular function: ubiquitin binding; NF-kappaB binding. The record is from RefSeq and is a predicted model, not a curated record. The transcript is spliced from 19 exons. The coding region runs from base 74 to 2023 and encodes 649 amino acids. Lineage: Eukaryota; Metazoa; Chordata; Mammalia; Microbiotheria; Microbiotheriidae.
GCCUCCGCCGCUGCCGCAGCAGCACCCCCAGCAGCAGCCUGAGCCCGGGGCCGAGGGGCCCGAGAAGGCGGCCAUGGCGUCCAACAUGGACCGGGAGAUGAUCCUGGCCGACUUUCAGGCAUGUACUGGCAUUGAAAACAUUGACGAGGCCAUUACGUUGCUUGAACAGAAUAACUGGGAUUUAGUGGCAGCUAUCAAUGGUGUAAUCCCCCAAGAAAAUGGCAUUCUCCAAAGUGAUUAUGGAGGUGAAACUGGACAAGGGCCAGCAUAUGGACCAGCCAGUCAUUCUGCAGCCUCUGCUUCGGCACCUUCUUCUUCAGCAUUUCGACCAGUAGUGCCAUCCAGACAGAUCGUGGAGAGGCAGCCAAGGAUGUUGGACUUCAGGGUGGAGUACAGAGACCGCAAUGUAGAUGUGGUCCUUGAAGACAGCUGCACCGUUGGAGAGAUCAAACAGAUUCUAGAAAAUGAACUCCAGAUUCCUGUAUCUAAAAUGCUAUUAAAAGGCUGGAAGACUGGAGAUGUAGAAGACAGUACGGUCUUAAAAACUCUACACUUGCCAAAAAACAACAGUCUUUAUGUGCUCACACCCGACUUGCCACCACCUUCCUCGAGUCAUGCUGGUGCCCUGCAGGAGUCAUUAAAUCAGAACUUCAUGCUGAUUGUCACCCAUCGAGAAGUCCAGCGGGAGUACAGCUUGAACUUCUCGGGAAGCAGUACCAUCCAGGAGGUUAAAAGGAAUGUAUAUGACCUUACUAGUAUCCCUGUUCGCCAUCAGUUGUGGGAAGGCUGGCCACCUUCAGCCACAGAUGACUCGAUGUGUCUCGUGGCAGCGGGGCUUACCUACCCUUGUCACCAGCUCACAGUGGGGAGAAGGUCUUCACCAGCACAAGCCCGGGAAGAGUCAGAAGAGCAGUGCACCGAUGUUCACAUGGUUAGUGACAGUGAUGGAGAUGACUUUGAAGAUGCUCCUGAGUUUGGAGUGGAUGAUGGAGAGAUGUUUGGUAUUGCAUCCUCUGCUCUGCGAAAAUCACCAAUGAUGCCAGAAAAUGCAGAAAAUGAAGGGGAUGCCUUAUUACAAUUUACAGCAGAGUUUUCUUCAAGAUAUGGAGAUUGCCACCCUGUUUAUUUUAUUGGAUCGCUAGAAGCUGCUUUCCAAGAAGCCUUCUAUGGGAAAGCUCGAGAUAGAAAGCUUCUGGCUAUCUACCUCCACCAUGAUGAAAGUGUUUUGACCAACGUCUUCUGCUCACAAAUGCUCUGCGCUGAAUCCAUUGUCUCCUACCUGAGUCAGAAUUUCAUAACCUGGGCAUGGGAUAUGACAAAAGAAGCUAACAGAGCGAGGUUUCUGACCAUGUGCACACGACACUUUGGCAGUGUGGCGGCUCAAACUAUUCGGACUCAAAAGACCGAUCAGUUUCCACUUUUCCUCGUCGUCAUGGGGAAGCGCUCAUCGAAUGAAGUGCUAAAUGUGAUACAAGGUAACACAACAGUGGACGAGCUCAUGAUGAGGCUGAUGGCCGCAGUGGAGAUCUUCAUGGCCCAACAGCAGGAAGAUAUCAAGGACGAGGAUGAGCGUGAAGCCCGGGAGAACAUGAAGAGAGAGCAAGAUGAGGCUUAUCGUCUUUCUCUUGAAGCUGACAGAGCUAAGAGGGAAGCCCACGAGAGAGAAGUAGCGGAACAGUCCCGUUUGGAGCAGAUGCGGAAAGAACAGGAAGAGGAGCGGGAGGCCAUCCGGCUAUCCUUGGAGCAAUCUCUGCCUCCAGAACCCAAAGAAGAGAGCACGGAGCCCGUGAGCAAGCUCCGGAUCCGAACGCCCAGUGGGGAGUUUCUGGAGCGGCGCUUCCUAGCGAGCAGCCAGCUGCGCGUUGUUUUCGACUUCGUGGCCUCCAAAGGCUUUCCCUGGGAUGAGUUCAAGUUGCUGAGCACAUUUCCCCGGAGAGACGUCACCCAGCUGGAUCCCAACAAGUCAUUACUGGAGGUCAAGCUCUUUCCGCAAGAAACUCUUUUCCUGGAAGCAAAAGAGUAACGGGGAAGCUGCCCAUCAGCCUCUUCUCCAACCUGCCCUACCCUUUCACCCAACUCCACUCAGUGUCACAUCUCUCUGCCUCUUGCAAGAAUCUUGGAAAGAAUAAUAAAUGUAGCUACAUAAA